Molecule: messenger RNA, 1789 nt
Organism: Pogona vitticeps (central bearded dragon)
Lineage: Eukaryota; Metazoa; Chordata; Lepidosauria; Squamata; Agamidae
Source: RefSeq, a predicted model, not a curated record
UAAGAAACAAAUUUCUAGACAAUUCCUUUUUUUGGCUCAGUUUGCUUUAUUUUUAAGGAAGUAGAUUAGAAAAUGUGAUUAAGGAUCACUGAAUAGUCACCGUUUAAACUCCCAAAUACGCGAAACAAAGGAAAGAUUGAAGAUUUAUUAGAAUGAAAGGGAAAUGGUGACCUCUUCCUUAUUUAUCAGGUUUGGGGCUGCAUGCAUGAACUGAUUUACUUUUGAAUAUGAUAAAUGACAAGAAGGAUCUGUAUUUUGGCUUUGGUGAGCCAUCGUUCAGAUUAAACAACAUUUUUAGCUUUAUUAAGCUGGGACUGCUGAAACAGCCAUCACAGAUAUUUCCAAUCCAUCCCCUUGGGAAUGUGACGUCUUCAACGUAACGUGAUUGCCUGUUGGAGGAGAAAAGUGGCCUUCUGUAUAUAUACACCCUAUGAAAUGAGGCAGCUCGAAAGGCUGCACAGAGUGCUCUGAAGGAGAGAGAGAGAGAGCAUUAGCCUAGGAAAGAGAGCUGGGAAACUUCCGACUAGCAAUUAGAAGGAGCAGAACAGACUCUUUUCCUUGUGCAGGCCAGUUCAGUAUCUAAAGAAGAACUGCGUGGAGCAGCCAAAACAAAUUGCUUCAGGGGAAUUCAACACCAAGGAAAGCUCCCUGGUUUGCUUGUGCUCCAGAUACUGUCCUGCGCUUCAGGAGGCAAGAAACCCCUUCUUCUUGCUUAGUGCAAAGAGAUGGAACUCCGAAGUGGCUCCCAUCUUCUCCCCGCCUUUGUCCUACUCAGUAUUCUCUGCUCCCUAGCUGUUGCUUUACCACCUCUGGGAACAUAUUCAGCUAUGAGAUUAGGAAACAGGAUGCCAUAUGAUGGAGCCAGUGAAUCUGAUCGUGCUCAAGGAUCAUUAAAACCCGAGGGUGAUAUUUUGCAGGCUACACUCCCAGAGAACGACAAAUUCUAUUUUGAUGUGUCCAGAGCAAUUGAUAGAAACACAAGACAUGCUGAUGGGCUGUUCACAAGUGGCUACAGCAAACUGUUGGGUCAGCUGUCUGCAAGAAGGUAUUUGGAAUCCCUGAUUGGAAAAAGAGUUGGAGAUAACAGUCCUCUUGAUGAACAGAUGCCAGUCAAACGCCAUUCAGAUGCUGUCUUCACUGACAACUACAGCCGCUUACGCAAGCAGAUGGCUGUGAAGAAAUAUCUGGACUCUGUCUUAGCUGGAAAAAGAAGUGAGGGGGAACUCAACCCAUCUAGCCACCAGGAUGACAUGGAUGUUCUCGAACCGGCGUACCUAGAGAACUAUGAUGGUGUCACUGUAGAUGAGCUGGAACUUCUGAGUAAUCUCUCCCCACACAUCUGAAGACUUCAUUUUGAAAACAAAAAACCUGCAAAAAAUCCUUUAAAAGUCCAAAAGACAAAAUCAAACUAUUUUUUGAGUUUCUCAUAGUAUUUCAAAUAAAUGACUGCAUUUAAACCAAAACAGAUAUAUUGUGAAGUGAAAUUUGUGAUAUUUUUGUUUCUUAAAUAUAUAUAGGUACUAAAAGUGGAUGUUUACAUUGUAAAUAAUUAUUACUUUAGAGUGACUACCUAAAUCUGUACAUAUGUUAGUGGAGCUCAAACAAGCUGUGUUAUGUGUUACACUAUAAAUCUGUUAUUUUGAUAACUGCUUUUGAAAGGUUGUUUGUAAGGCCCAGAAAAGUAUAUGAAUCUGCUGCUUUCCCAGUGGGGUAGCAUGGGCUGGGCCGCAGGGGUGGUUGCCUUGGGCACAACAUUAUUAGAGGAGCAGAAUUCCAAAAGGAAAAAAAA